This is a messenger RNA of Chenopodium quinoa (quinoa), 1123 nucleotides long. RefSeq lists its product as uncharacterized. NCBI's taxonomy places the organism in Eukaryota, Viridiplantae, Streptophyta, Magnoliopsida, Caryophyllales, Amaranthaceae. Bases 414 to 791 code for a protein of 125 amino acids. The transcript has 5 exons. The record is from RefSeq and is a predicted model, not a curated record.
CCAAACUUAAAGAAACCUUUUAUUCCCAAAACCGGUUUCUUAUUUUUUAUUUAUUAAAUUAAAAAAAAUGAAAAAUUAGAAUUGAUAAUUUAAUUAAGUGCAAAACUCUGUAUUACCCUCUUUCAUUCACUUCAUUGAUAUUCACGCUAAUUUACCGCCACUACUACACUCACCCUCCCAUCUUCCUCCAUUACCUCCAAUUACAUACGAUCAAGCUUUCCUCCACCGCCAUCGCAACCGCAUAAGCCCUUGCCCAUCACAAAAGCCAUUGCAAUUUCGCUUAUCUGCCACCAUCGCCACUUUAAUUUGUUCUGGUUUUUGUGUCGUUUGAACUACUGCCGGCACCGCCACUGAAGCCACCGCUCAUCCUCUCUGCAGAAUUUUGCGUGUUGUUUCCUUCUUGUCGGCAUUGGAUGGUUGCGAUCAUUAGUCCUUGGAAUGCAGUGGUGUUUUGGCUAGAUCCAGAUGGAGCAGAAAAUGAAAUUAGUGAAUUUGCUCAAAAGACCAUCAACGAUGGGAUAAAAAAAUUUAGCCAAAAACAUCGAAAAGACAUUAUCAAGAUAAAAAAAAAUCCAGGAAGUAGGUGGAAGAAACCACAGUGUCCUCGUCAAUCACUAAAUUCCUGCGAUAGUGGAUACUAUGUGUGCCGCUACAUGCUUGAGACUAUAGACAAAAGACGACAAGUGAUUCCUGAUCAGAUUGACGAGCUAAGAGACUUAUGGGUUAAUUAUGUGAACGAGCAUAAGCAAGUCGGUGAAGAAUAUGACGAUGGUGUGGAUUAUGAUGAGUAAAUUUAUAAGCAAGUCGGUGAAGAAUAUGACGAUGGUGUGGAUUAUGAUGAGUAAAUUUAUAUGCAUCGCGCUACCAUUACAAUUUUAGUAUUUUAUAUUGUCUUUUUUCUUUUGGUACUACGUACAACAUAAACACUCUAAAUUUGUACUCGUAGUAAAAUAUUUAUUUCAAUGAAAGUAUGCAAUAUUUUAUCUUGUACAGUAGCUUAUUUUCAUAUUUUUGUUUAUAAUUAUAUAUAUAUACAGGUUUGUCACCUGUUAGGUACUCGUUACAUUAUGUUGCUUUAAAAAAAUUAAAAAAAUAAAUAAAUAAAUAAGAAACCGGUUGUCUA